UUUCAGAUAAGAAGGAGGCUUUUAUUUUGUCAGUGUAACACCGGAACCAAAUUAAAAGUUUGAGUUCAUCUCCCGCUCUCCGUCAUGUAACCAUAGUAAUGGACAGAAGCGAAUGGGAGAAGAUACUCACCUGUUUUCAGGCAUCUGCACGUGGAUACCUGGUAAGACAUGAAUCCGUAGUGCGCGAGAGGACUUUGAGGACAUCGUUAAAGAGAUUGAUGGAGGUUUGACCAAUUUAGAGUGGAGGGAGACAAUCAUCCCCUUUCCCCACUUCACUGACACUGAGGAUCCAUUUAUAGGAAGCCGCAGCUCUAGCAGCAAACAUUCAACUCCUGGACGAGAUGUCUGUGCCAGUCCCCAGAGCCCGUCGUUACUGCCGUCAUCAUCACCAUCUUCAGCACCAGAGGAGAAGGGAGAACAUCAUGUCCUGCUCGAGAAGAUAGUAGCAGAGCGAGAUGAUUCACAAAUCAAAAGACAGGCUUCUCCCUCUGAGGACUGUCCCCACAGAAGUAAUGUUAGAGGGGAAGGAGAGGGUCAGAAAGAAAGUACUGUUGGGGAGAAAGAUGGAGACUCCACCACAGUCUGGAGCAGUUUGGAGCUGGACAACAACAAUGGUCCCCAACAGUUCAGCCGUGAGUUGCCCCCCACCCCACAGGCCUUGCGUCUCCAUAGAAACACCCUGACCAUGGAGCUGGUCUGGCUCCAACAGGCCAUUGACAGCAGGAAAAAGUACUUGUCACUCAAAGAUGGGCUGAGCGUAUCUUGACGACAGAAGUAAUCUGAACUGGACUGAUCGCUGUCAGGCUAUUAUUUUACACAAAUACAAAGACACUGUAAAUAUAUUGUUUCUGUGGUAUUUAUCAUGUUGUUUUAGAUGUGUAUAUUUUAGUUGCUAUGUUUUAAAUAAAGAUUCAACUGUAUUUUUCUAAAAAAGUCGACUUUCUGCUGUUGCUGCCACUGCUCAUAUUGGUCUUGUGACAUAAAUUGUGACUGGGUGAGGUAGCUACUGUUGUGUAGGAAAAGGUUAAUUCAAUCGAGGUCAGGGCGAUACCUGGCUCAGAGCAAGUUAGUUGUGACUCACAGAAACUCAAAUUUCCCAUUUAGAUCACAAUGAAUGAGCUCUCACGCAUCACUUAGGAGUUCUUCCUGCAAAUAUUCACACACAUGUCUCCUGUUAAGCUGCUGUUGUCUUUAGGUUCACAUUUCAUUAAAUAGCAGGCACAGAAACAUGCUGUUCAAUGGGAAAAAUACAGUAAGCAUUGUUCUGCUCCUAAAAUUGUAUUUUUAAAGUCUUUGUUUUAUACUAAAUGUCGUGAUUAAAUGUCACUUGAGACAUUUGUAACGGUUUUGUCACCCGCUGUCUCCUGCAAUGGCCAGGUAAUGCUAAUAUGCAUAUUGAUAUUUGGCAAAUAUGUUUUUGGGGAAAGUACUAUGGAAAAUACAAGUGGGUGUAGAGGUUAUCUUAUUGAUUCAGCUUACAACAACACAGCGACCCACCCCUUCUUUCCUCCUCUGUCUGUCCCUUUUGUUGUGGUUGCUGCCGAUGGUUUGCCCCACAAAGCCGGUCAUUGCUGGCCAUGCUGCCAUAGCAACCAGGAAAUACUCACCGCCGUCAGUGGAGUAGUGUGUGAAUGUGUGUGUGUGUGUGUGUGUGUGUGUGUGUGUGUUAGGGGGAUAGAGAGAGCAGAACGUGGUGAGUGGGAGUCCAGACGGAUCACAACAACAGAAGGGAAGGAUUUUCACCUUUCGCCUUUCGAUUAAACCCUUUCCCCGCUUGACCGUCCAACAGGAUAACAGCUGGCUCAGAUGGCUGCCAGCACAGCAGCCACGGCUCUCCUGCCUCCAGUGAAGAGCGUGGUGGUGUAUAAGAAUGGAGACCCUUUCUACAAUGGACGCAGGUUUGUGGUAAACCAGCGACAGGUGGCCACCAUGGAGGCCUUUCUAACUGAAGUGACCCAGAGCAUCGGCGCUCAACUGGCCGUCAGGACUCUGUACACACCCAGACAGGGCCACAGGGUCACAGACCUCCAGGAUCUUCAGACAGGAGCCCAGUAUGUUGCUGCUGGCUUUGAGAGGUUCAAAAAACUGGAUUACCUGACCGCAAGAACGAAAAAGCAGCCUUCUGGCCGUGAUGAAACACAGGCCAAAGCAUCCCAGAGGCUAAAUGUUUCAGCCAAAUGGAGGAAGUUUAUACCUCUACCCUGCAUUAUACACGUUUUCCGAAAUGGAGACUUGCUUUGUCCACCAUUCCGGUUUAUCAUUCCCCGGAGCAUGCAGCAGGACCUGGAGCAGAUCCUGAGUCUGGUCACUGAAAAGGUCAGCCUACGAACCGGAGCUGUUCGCAGGUUGUGCUCUUUGGAAGGAGCGACUGUGUCUUCUGCUGCGGAGCUAGAGACUGGCCACUGCUAUGUUGCCGUGGGAACUGAGAGGUUCAAGAAACUUCCAUAUGUGGAGCUGUUGGUUUCAAAAGCUACAGAGAGAUAUUACCCAGGAAAGAGAAGGCUGUUAAGGAGGAAUGAGAACAGGAAAGCAGGAAGCGGUCCAGAGGAUCAGUACAGUGACUCAGCCCUCCUCGACUCCCCAGAGUCAGAUGGUCGCAGGGUGAAGUCCACAGGAGAUGAAGCUGCAGCUCCAGCAGCCGCGGAGCAGAGGAGCAGGAGAGAGGGGGCAGAGGAGACGUCUGCCUUCUUCUCCAGGCCGGUCAAAACCCGCAACAACAGAGGACAGCCCAGACCACCACUCAGCAAUGGAUCUGUCCAGCCCAGCGUGUUAAAGAGAGCAGCACGGAAAAGAAGAGAGGAGGUACGAGGGGCCGAGGAGGUGCACGAGGACGAAAACACAGCUACAGAGCUUCCUGUUGACCAGAGAGUUGCAGAAAUAGUGGAGGAUGAGGAACAAAACGGUACGCUAGACAACACACAGCAGGAGCCUGAAAUGAAGCAGACGUCUUUGAAGUCCAGGCCUUCGUCAAAGACAUCUCAGGUAGAGAGCAGGGAACAAAAGGCAAGUUUACCCACCUCAAAGUGUAUUCAAAUGCUUCAUUGCUUUUCCUCUAACGCUAUUUUCAUGAUAUUGUCUUAACAGGAGAGCCUACAGGUGGCCCCGUCAAACACAGCAGAACACAACCAUCAUCAGGAGUCCUGGUGAAGGACGAGCACAGAGGAUUCAUCGAAGAUGUUUAACUACUUUCUAUGAUGACCUUAUGUGACCCAAUUCAUGUUUGAUUACAUUUGUAGUAUUUUAAAUGUGUUUAUGAGCCAAGCAACAACUUGAAUUUAUGUUGUUGUUGUUUAGAACAAAGUCCAAAAUGUGAACAGGCAUGGAAAUUUAAAAAGAACAAACACCAGAUGAGAUUAACACUCUCUUAAAUUCUAGUGCAAACCAGAAUGAGACGAAACAACGCUUUUCUGACAUGACAGCCUUCACAGAGUUAGUGUUAUAUUAUAUUGUGUUGAAUUUGUUUUACAGGGAUGAUUCAUAAAUCAUGUAGGUGUUCACGAAUGCAAUUCAUUCCGUUUCCAAAAUGUACAUAAGAAACAAUAUUUUUGAGCCAUUUUAAGCCUUAAUGUAUUUUCGAUUUGAAGAAAUCAGAGACAAAAAGCUAUGCUUUGCCAACAAUUUAUUAAUAAAAUACCAGCCACAUUCCAUAAUCUGUACAGAGUUUUGUGUCAAUCAAAUACUGUAACAAUAAAAAAAUGUAUAUUACUAUGAACAUUACUGUUUCUCAAAUCUGUAUAACUUCUUCAGACAUAUUUUCAGAGCAUGCAACAAGGUAACUCACUAUGAAACAACAAACCGUUUUGUAAAUGCUCCUUCACAAUAUCUUACUCAGAUAAUAAGUAAAUGAAUAACCAUUUUAUCCUCGGGCAAAAACAGCUAUUUGUUCUCUCCUGUGUCCUGCUCUUUCCCAAACAGAAGGAGUCCGCAGUAAAAUGUCCCAUUUAAACGAGAAGGUUACAUCUAAUUGGUUCAUUUUCAAAACCCAGCCUUAUUUGUAUGUGGUCUCUACAGCAGUUAUGCAGAUGCCAGUCACAUGGCGGGGCAGCAGAGUACUUAAACGUAAAAGUUAACAACCACCAACUUCUAUGCAAGCCCCAUAAAUCUAGUCUAGUCUUGAGUUGAACCCCACAUGAACCCAAUUCCCCUUAAACUUUGCGUAAAAGCUUCAGGACAGGUCUUUUGAAGCUCACACUGAGUUCAUUUAGGCACCAUUUUCCCACCAGAACCGUUGCUCUAAGGAGUUGCUCUCAGAAUCUAAAUUGCCCCCUCUAGUCCCGCUCCAAAUCUGCUUUGGACUUUCUGUCCCUUCAAAGGAAUAAUUUGAAGGUACAGUAUGUGAGAGUUUGUAUU
Eleginops maclovinus (Patagonian blennie) is the source of this 4350-nucleotide messenger RNA. RefSeq names its product doublecortin domain containing 2B (gene dcdc2b). The transcript is spliced from 16 exons. The coding region runs from base 1807 to 3081 and encodes 424 amino acids. Gene Ontology annotation, cellular component: microtubule organizing center; microtubule. The record is from RefSeq and is a predicted model, not a curated record. Gene Ontology annotation, biological process: intracellular signal transduction. Lineage: Eukaryota; Metazoa; Chordata; Actinopteri; Perciformes; Eleginopidae.